AUGGGGAAGCCCAAUGUUCUCCUAUGUUCUCAGUCUCUCACCCUUCUCCCAAGACUCCCUCUUCAUCGGCCAUUUACUGAUUUCCCCCGUGCGACAGGAGUUUCCUGCGACUUCGAGUACCCUGGUAGCCCAUCAUCCUCCCCCUCGGGACCUAGUCCAGCUCUUUUAAGAUCUGCCUCUGAUGCCUCGACCUCGGGAUCCAGUGAUACCAUCGUGCCACUCUACCAGACCCCUUCGGAGCCUUCGGCGUUAGUCAGGGCAGAUUCGAAUCCAGCCGCGUCUCGAAGCUUAGAACUCAAGCUCUUGCAUCACUACACGACCCUUACCUCACAGACGUUUUCGGAUACGGAUGAGCAGAUUAAAGUCUGGCAGAUGGACAUACCAAUGAUAGCGUACGACUCGCAGCAUCUCAUGGAUGCCAUGCUGGCAGUAUCGGCUUUGCAUUUGCGGUCUACGUACCCGGACGACCAUAGCCUGAUGAGAGCUUCACAUGGAUACAUGGCUUCCUCGAUCGCUCAAUACUCGAAUCUACUACGUCAAGGGCUUUCCAAGCCCAAUGCCGAGGCCCUUUUCUCCACAUCUGCUUUGAUAGCUUUCCAAGCAUUAGCAUCUCGGCGUUUCGAUGCCCAGACGAAUGGUGUUUAUACCUUACCGCUGGCUUGGUUCCAUUCGUUCCAAGGAGUGAAAACGAUCGUGUUGUCAAGCUGGCAGUGGCUUCGAACAAGCAACCGCAUACACCCGAUUAUCAACAGUCAGCCAGCCUUGUUCCUUGAACCAGACCCAGAGCGAAGAUUGUUCUUUGCCCCACUAUUGCAGGGCCUCGAAGAGCAACUCGAUAAUCUUCCCGUGCUAGCUCGUGCCGAGACCAAGCAAGCAUAUGAGCAUGCGGUUUCAUAUCUCAACUGGGCUCACAAGAAGCCUGUCCGGAAUCGCAUUCUGGGAUUUGCAGCUACCGUGUCGCGACGAUUUGUAGAUCUGAUGGCAGGUCGAGAUUCCCGGGCGCUUGUGAUCACCGCGUGCUUCUUCGCUUUGACCAAGGUGGUGGACAAUGUGUGGUGGUUGGAGGGCGUUGCGAAGCGUGAGGUCAACGGUAUUUUCAGCCUGCUCCCGCCGGAUUGGUGGCCCAAGAUGGAGUGGGCGCUGAGAGUUGCGAAUCAUGAAGGAUUGAUUGAUGAGGAAACAUGGGGCGGAAAAUUGCAGUCUUUGCUUGAGGAGCAAUCGGUUGUGAAGGCCGAAGGAAGUUUUGAGGACAAUGUGAUCCGGCAUAUCGAAAUACUGGCGCAAAUGAAUGGCGGGCUGCUGGAGCCGUUGGAUUGA
Molecule: messenger RNA, 1317 nt
Organism: Drepanopeziza brunnea f. sp. 'multigermtubi' MB_m1
Lineage: Eukaryota; Fungi; Ascomycota; Leotiomycetes; Helotiales; Drepanopezizaceae
Biological process (GO): regulation of transcription by RNA polymerase II
Molecular function (GO): zinc ion binding; DNA-binding transcription factor activity, RNA polymerase II-specific
Source: RefSeq, a predicted model, not a curated record